Daktulosphaira vitifoliae (grape phylloxera) is the source of this 1227-nucleotide messenger RNA. RefSeq names its product ubiquinone biosynthesis protein COQ4 homolog, mitochondrial (gene Coq4). The transcript has 6 exons. The record is from RefSeq and is a predicted model, not a curated record. Gene Ontology annotation, biological process: ubiquinone biosynthetic process. The coding region runs from base 342 to 1091 and encodes 249 amino acids. Lineage: Eukaryota; Metazoa; Arthropoda; Insecta; Hemiptera; Phylloxeridae. Gene Ontology annotation, cellular component: mitochondrial inner membrane; mitochondrion.
UUAUUGCGCUUUAUUAAAUAGUUUCAGAUAAUAAAAAAAUCUCUUUUUAUAUGAUUGUAGAGAUUUAUUUACAAAUAUAUAGAGGCGUACAAAUAAAUUUAUUUUUUACUUAAGUUAAAAAUAAUCUUGUAAAAUAUAACUUUGAACUUUUACUUAUUAAUUAGUUGUGAGGGUAUUAAGAUUUUCUAAUUAAGGAGAGGAGAGUUAAUUGAACAUGAAAAUAUAGAUGUUUAGUACAAUAAAAGCUUUCUCCCUUUUUGCUAGAUAAAUAGUUAAUUUAUAAAUAAAUUUUAUAAUAUUCAAAUCAAUGUUGUAGGUGUUAAGAUUAAUCAUAGUUUAAUAUGUGGAAGAAAAUUGUAAAAAAUACUCCUUAUUCAAGAUAUAUGUCUGAUUUUGCUAAUCAAUAUAAAAAAAACCAUAUUUCUACUACACCGAUACAAAAAAUGUUAUUAGCUGUUGGUUCUGCCACAAUCUCACUAUUUGAUCCAUGUAGAGCUGGUAUUAUUAAUAAUAUGAUAGCAACUUUUGGAGAAACAACUGGAAUGUGUGCAUUGCAAGAUAUAAAAAGAAAAAUGUCUAAUAAUCCUGAAGGAAUUGAAAUAUUACAAUCACAGCCUCGUAUCAACUCAUCUACAAUUGAUCUGAAUAAACUUCAAAAUAUGCCUAAAAAUUCAUUAGGUUUUACUUAUUAUAAAUUUUUAGAUGAUAAUAAAGUUACUCCAGACUCUAGAGGUUAUGUUCAGUUUAUUGAUGAUGUUGAACUAGCAUAUGUAAUGCAACGAUAUAGAGAAGUGCAUGAUUUAUUUCAUACAAUAUUAGGCAUGCCAACCAACAUGUUAGGAGAAGUUACAGUUAAAUGGGUUGAAGCAUUUCAAACAAAAUUACCCAUGACAAUGAGUGGUGGCCUUUUUGGCGCUGUUCGUCUUAAGUCAAAACAAAGGGAACAAUACAUGAAUUACUAUUUGCCAUGGGCAAUAAAAACAGGAAUUAAUUCUAAAUUUAUGUUGAAUAUUUAUUUUGAAAAAAGAUGGGAACAGUCUAUUGAAGAUUUACAAAAAGAAUUGAAUAUCCGUCCUUUAGAAUUUAACUAAUGGAAAUUAUAUAAUGAUAUUAAGUUUGAAUUAUGUAUUAUCCUAAUCAUUUAUAUAAUUCACUGUUUUAAUAGUAUAUAGUUAUAAUUCUUAUAUUAACUGUUAUUAAUAAUAUAUUUUUAUUAUUUAUUACAUA